Molecule: messenger RNA, 6955 nt
Organism: Dermacentor silvarum
Lineage: Eukaryota; Metazoa; Arthropoda; Arachnida; Ixodida; Ixodidae
Product: beta-1,4-glucuronyltransferase 1
Exons: 9
Coding region: 383-1726 (447 amino acids)
Molecular function (GO): glucuronosyltransferase activity
Source: RefSeq, a predicted model, not a curated record
GCGUGGAGGAGAGAACGAGAAACCGGCGUGCGUAGACUCGCCGACGACGACGGUCGGUCGUGUGCCGCGCGCGCGCUGGUGAACGGGCGUGCACUGUGGACGAUGAUCCGGUGUUGUGCGCGGUAGCCGAGCCGCUUACUCACGGAUUACCAUGGUUGCUUCUAGUCUCCGUCGCACCCGGCACGCCGGAACGACGCGCCGUACUCGGUCACGGACGGCCUGCGACCACCGGGCGUGAAACAAAAACAAGCGGCUCGCUAGCGUCACCGGCCCGGCGUGGUCGUCCACCUGGCGCCGAUGUCUCGGCGCACGCGAGGCUCUGAGUGGCGGCCGGACGAGGAGUGGACAUCGGCUCGUGUAGCAUGAUCAUCGUCUGCCUGACAUGCCUUCCAUCUGGAGGAGCCUCAUCGUGCUUCUGGUCCUCGUCAUCGCCGUCCUGCAGGUGGUGCACAUCGCCCUCCUGUCGCGGCUCGAGGCCCGCAAGAGCCGCGGCGCGGCGUCGGCGGGCGCCGACGCGUCGCUGGCGCAGCGCGACGCCUUCGAGGACCGGACCCAGAUGCUGGCCGCCAUCCGGCGCAGCGCCGUGCUCGACUCCAGCGGCGAGUUCCACAUCGUCAACUUCCUCGCGCGAGCCGACAGCCUGCUCGGUUCUCGGAACCACGUGCGUCCGGACGUGACCCUGGUGACGCAGAGCACGGCCAACCACCUGCACUACCUGGUGGCGCUCAGCGAACGCUGGCGGGGACCCCUGGCCGUCACCGUGUUCGCGCCCCGCUCGCAUCUGUCGCUGGUCGUCGAGGUGCUCGUGCAGCUGCGGCGGUGCGUGCCCGCUCUCAGGUACAACGCGAGCUUCCACCUGGUCUACCCGCUCAAGAGCCCCGGUUCGCACCUACCUCCGGACGCCGGUUCCAGCCUGCUGCCCGACGACAACAGCAUCAGCAGCGGCGGCGGCACCAGCUCCGUGGACGCCACCUCUUCGCCCCUGGGGGCGUCGACGUCGUGCGACUCGCUGGCCGCGAGGCUCCAGCGCUCGGUGCCCGGACCGGAGAACUACGACCUCGGCGUGUCGUACCCGGUGAACCUGCUGCGCAACGUGGCGCGCCGCAACGCGCUCACCGAGUUCGUGCUGGUGCUCGACGUCGACCUGCUCCCCAACGACGGCCUGCACGGGCAGUUCGUGGCGUUCGCCCGCGAGAACCGGCUGUUCGUCGACUCGCACCGCGACGACAAGACCGUCUACGUGGCGCCGGCCUUCGAGGUUCGCGACGGCGUGCCCUCGCCUCGGGACAAGGCGUCCCUCCUGCAGCGGGUCGAGGCGAUGGACGCCCGGCCCUUCUACCUGGAGCUGUGCUGGAAGUGCCAGAAGCACACCGACUACGAAGCGUGGCAGCGCGAGCCGCCCGGCGACAAGCUGGCCGUGCUGUUCGAGGUGCUCUGGCGCGACCCCUGGGAGCCGUUCUACUUCGGACGCAACUCGGCGCCCUUCUACGACGAGCGGUUCCGCCAGUACGGCUUCAACCGCAUCAGCCAGGUGUGCGAGCUUCACGUGUCCGGCUACAAGUUCUCGGUGCUGAACAACGCGUUCGUGGUGCACCAGGGACUCAAGACGGCCGCCUCCUUCCACCGUAACAAGGACGCCGACCAGGAGCGCAACCGCGUCCUCUUCCGCCAAUUCAAGCUCGAGCUCAAGGAGAAGUACCCGGACUCCUCCAGGCGGUGCUACUGAUCGGCGCGCCCAGGCUCCAGCCGCCGAAAGGGGGGCCUCCUUCUGUACAUUCCUUCGCUGGCCUCCUGAAGUUGUUUCGUCUUUUUCCUCAAGGAGGCUCAAAGAGGUGCCGCCAAUGGACCUGCCGCAAAUGGAACUGGUGAAAAAAAAAACAAAAGAAAGAUAGCCCGAGGACUCAAGGAAAGGCAGAAGUAACAGCUCCUUGAGUGCUACUUGGCGGAUGUUGCUGCUUUGGGAAAUGCGCAGCCUUGAAUACUUAAGUCUUCGCUGAUGGAAACACAGCUAUCAAGUCGUUUGUUAUGCACAACUUGUCGUCGUUCUGGCUCGCGUUAACUGUAACGCUGUUCCUCCCCCCCCCCCCCCCCCCCCCCCCCCAAUACGCUCGGUGCGCAAUCUCGACGGCUAAGUGGGGAGGCAUCGUUGCAACGAUCCGACAAUCGAUGAUCCCAGUGCUUCCACGAUGGUACGCUGUCUUCUUCUACUCGGAGGGGAAAUGGGACUCAAGUGCUUUGAUGUGUGCCGCUCCCUCGUCGUGUAUCUCGCAGCUUUCUAGGUGUUUUCGCGAACGCUGUGGUGUUUUGACUUUCUUCUGCUAGUGGCGUCGUGAAGCCAUAUCCGAAAGCGGCUGGUACCUUAGCAGACAGCGCUCAUGCUGAUGAAGCUCCUGGAGACGGUGUUCAUGCAGACGGCGCUCUUGCAGACGACGCUUUUGCAGACGACGCUCUUGCAGACGACGCUUUUGCAGGCGAAGCUGCUGUAGGUGAAGCUUCUGCAAACGAAAUAGCUCAUGGUGAUCAAGAUAUGACGACACUGAUGCAGGCGCCACGCCUGCAGAUGACGCUCUAGCACACAAUGCACCUGCUCCUAUUGUCGUGUGUUCUGCCGCCACCUGUGGGAGCUACGCUUCGGCAGACGACAGGGGAGGAGACUGCGAUUCGACCAGACGACACUUCGAUAUGAACUGCUGGACACGCCUGAGGUGUCGUUGUUUUCUGUGUGAUGUUGUAGGUGCUGCCCGUCAAUUCCUUCACGUGACGCAGUAGGUUACCGCUUAGGCAAGUGACUUUAAGGACAUUGCGCUCUUGUUUUGAACAUCGCUUCAGCGUGAUACCCUGGUUCUGCGGCACUGUUCCCAUGCCGUGUUCUCUUGUUGUCUCUGUCGUUUAUUUCUGUUCAGUGCAGGCUGAGUAUUUCAGGACAGAAGAGUAGUGAUGGUUCAGCUGCUAACGACUGGAAGCUCAAGUACGAGGCAAGCAGCGCCAAAGGCUAGCUUCCUUUAAUGAUGUGCUGAGACAUAUUUUGUUAUGCCUAGACAGAAAAAGAAAACAGGAAACUCUAUCUUGCGUUUUAGCCGAAGAUACUUCGAGCUUUCAAGUAAGUGGGGCGCUUAUUGGGUCUUCUGUUAUUUGUUUUUGGCAGGGCAUGUUUUUCAUGGCACAUUGCAUUAUUAGAUCAACGCUUACUCCAUAAAUUGGCAAUGUACUGCGACUGCUAUUUUGUCUUGGAGUUGUGAGGAUUUCGCUGUAGUGCGGAUCCCAUCGGCUGGUCAAAUCAUGCAAUGACCAAGAAUGUGAAUACAAUAGUGUCUUUAUUGGAUGUUCUCAGAAAAAUUUCCUCGAUGUUCACUCGAUCUUUGACCUCAGAAAAUAGAUGCAUAGGUAUGCAGUUUUGUUUUGGGAUUCGCGAUGGGCAACGAGAGCGAGUUAAAUGGUAUCUCGAGGCAAAUGUGCAUCGUUUAUGGUACUUACAAAAUGUAAACUGUCAUCUUAGUAGUAAGAUGUCGCGUCUUGUGGAAAAGUGCCAUAACUUCAUUUUGUUUCUAGUUAACCUAGUCCAGCUUAUACCAAAGGCUCAAGGUCUUGUGCAUGACGAAUAAAGAUUUCUUGUUUUGUCGUGCCUUGCUCAUUCAGCCCUAUAGAGCAAAGGUCACGCGCUGUUUUUAUUUUGACUGAUGAUUCAGGCCGGAACAAUAUGUACGUAUGCUUUAGGUCGGCUGAACCAAUUGUUGCCUGAGAGAUGUUUAGUUAGUUUUUGUUAGUUUGCGUUUCUACAUUUUAUUUUGCGUUGCUGCAUUUAAUAACUAGAGCUGAAUUUGCUGUGCCAAUUGCCCCUGCCUCGGGGACUUCCUCGCUGAUUCUCACUAAUGUUAUUCCUCCUUACGGCUUCUCAAAAACGGCUCCUAGAAUUACUUCGUUACAACCUUUCUUUUGGAGAACAUCUUACCUAAUUAGCAAACGUAAGCACAGAGAUGUGAUAUACGAUGUGCUUAAUCAGUUGCCAAACGGAAACUAUGCGAUCUUUGAACCUGUCCAUUUUUUUUUCACCUAAAGCUUAUCACUGUCAGCCAUCUUGUCAGCCUUCGCUCUCCCUUUAGUUUUGUGCUUUGUAGGUGGUAGUUGCUUGUACAUGGGCUUCUUCAGAUCUGUGCCUCAACGUUGUCAGUGUUCGAAAUUUUGUCAAGGACAGCUUUGUCUGCAAAAUGCCGCCAGAGGGCAGCUCGCAUGCUGACGUAUUGCGGUGUCUGUGUGCAUCCUGUAACCGCUCCUGUCCCUUGUGUGCGCACUGAAUGUUGUGUAAAUGAGCCAGCCCUGUUCCAAUGACUGCGUGUGGCUAAGUUCAUUCCUCGAUUAUUGUCAAAUUUCCCCACAGUGAUGUUAUACUUGCGGGUCGUUUUCUUUCAUGCAGCAUUCGGGCAUAGAUAUUGCUUCUUUCGUCUGAUGCAUUUCAAAAGCCCCUGUCAUCUGCGAUGAUGCGGAAUGAAAAAUUGUAAAUUUUUGCUGGACUGGUACAGUGGCGCCACCUGUCAGUCUUAAGGCGAAACACCGGGGGCAAUGCUGUGUUUCGCUGCAUGUGGCGAAGAUGCCACUUCGUCUUUUUUUAUUCAAAAUUCAAACUUUUUGUCUGCUCGCAUCAUCGCAGACGACUCUUACAUCGGAUUAAUCUUGGAAUACCAGACGAGCGCUGUACCGAAGCAUUAUUUCGAACAAAAUGUACCAUGAAAUGCCGUCACUAUGCGAAAUUUGAGCAGAGCACGAAAGAACCAGCGAUUUCGCCAUGGGAGCUCCUUAAGCCUGGCACCGCCAUUAGUGCAACAUAUUCUAUAUGUUGUAUGCUGACGACAUUGUUUGCCAAUUGGACAAAACGACGAAGCAUGCCAUAAAGUUCUGAGAGAUUGUGUCCUGCGUCAAGCCGGUGCUGUAUAACAAGGAGCUUUAGGAUACGUCCUCAUGAAAGGAAAUUCAAUCGUCGGACACUCUGAUAUCUUUUGUUUUUCUAACCAGAAAAUUUUCAAGUCCGCUGCGCGGUAGCUCAUUUUGACUUCGUCUCCUUAAGGUUAAGAGCAAGGUUCAGCUCGUGCCCUUCUCACUCAAAGGCAUGUGGAACACAAAAUGAACUUUGCUGUAGGCGACCGCUGAGCCUAUUUGAAUUUUUAAAUAAUUUAUUCAUCGUGAAUGCCAAUAGGUAACUUGAAGGAACAAAAUUUUUAGACUUAUUACUCGUCAUGUAAUUCUGACAGCUAUCACACCCAAUCCGCGAUCGUUUAAAAACAGUUUGCAGAAUCUGUCUAACUAAACUACACUGUCAGUUCAUGGUGGCGAUGUAAACAGUGUACCGCAUACUACCAUAUAGUAUGGCACGCCAGUCAUGGGACCCCAUGACGGCUCGGCUCUCUGCUUUGGCGUCGAAAACGACUGAUCCGCUCCUGAACUUACGUAUCACUCUCGUAAUUGGUGAGUGACAUGCUGUCCUACCAGCCUCUGUAUAAUGUACAGUCUGUUACUGUGACCCUACGCUCUCCGUUGCUGUGUUUACUGUCCUUCGAGUGCAUGAUGUGUAAAAGAAAGUGUCGUAAUUAAGCUAGCGCAUUUGACAAAAAAAAAAAGAUACGGCAGAGCAUCUUCCGAAAUUUGGCUGAAAUUUCGGUCGACGUGGGCCUGUCGUCUUGUUGCGAAAACAUUUUUUUUUCUUUUCUGUCGCCCCGACAGAACUUCACAUGUUAAAGGAGGACGUCAGACUGAACGCUGAAAUAUGGCCAUCAGAAUGACAGAAUGUCGUUGUUGUAACGAUAGGACGGCAGAUCUCGGCGAAUAAGUUUUUGUCCCUGUAGUACAGCGUCAUGAAGAAAGCUGUAGGUCCCCAAGUUCAACGAUUUCGGUCGUUACGACAAAACAAAUAUCGUUUUUCGAAUAGGAGUCAGUGUACGUGUAUAAUGGAACGAGGAUUUGGUGACUCGCCAUACGAUCUGUGCAAUACAUGAGCACGAAAGUGAUUCAGUGUUAAACAUUACCAACGGCAGUUUCUGCUACAACUGUUUCUGAUUAUUGACAGUACGGGUUGCGAGACAAAAUAGGACUUUUUGCUGACCAAGGUUUACAGCAGUGACGGAAAUGCGGUAAAUGCAAUUACGCUCAUUAUUUAACAAAGUUUCGCUAAUUAUUUUCAUUGUUAACUUUAUGAAGAAUGCCACAAUUGAAGAAUUGAGGUCAACCAGUAGCCAUAGUAUAAUCAUUUGCCAAAUGCGCUGCGCUUCACCAGUAGGUUCUGAGAAAUAUGCGCUCAAAAUAUGUAGCCACUGCAUCAAUGGUCGAGUUUAGAAGUUGGCGUGCUGUGGAAAGAUGCAGUACAAGAAACUGUUAACUAGAACAGCUAUACGUUUGACGGUAGCUUAUGAAUGUAUUACUAGAAAGUAGUGGUGCACCAAGUUUCUAGGAAAAAAAAGGUGCAUUAUGUACUGGGUGAGUUAAACUCUUCAGUUACGUGUCUCUUAAAUUCAAUAAUGAAAAGUCAUUUGCGAACGUUCGAAAACAAAUUUACGAUGGUCAGGCAAAUUCUCAAGUCCACCGCUACUACAAAGAUUAGUCAGCAAGAAUGAUAAUUUUUAUCUAGAAUCUUCGACUUUCAAUAGUCUAAAACAGUUGUUGCUGAAGCACGCGAUAUAAGCGGGGCAAAUGUUGGAACAGCGAUGUACAGCCAAUGUAUCCCAACGGUGUGGUUGCGUUGGUCUCGUUCCCAAAGCUUGUAGUGUGUCUCCAGUGUUAUGCGGCGACCAUUAAACGAUGUAAGAGAAGUUAAGGUCGUCACGAAUGGACUCUCAAUGUUUCGUGUCGUUGGCCUGUACCCAGAGGUUGAAUGGUCUAGGGAAUGAAGUCAUAUCGCUGUUUGUACAGUACACUAUAACUGCGUGUAACUAAAUAAACAGAGUAUUAAAUCUUUGUCUUUCAAGCUCUC